Paramuricea clavata is the source of this 2331-nucleotide messenger RNA. NCBI's taxonomy places the organism in Eukaryota, Metazoa, Cnidaria, Anthozoa, Malacalcyonacea, Plexauridae. The record is from the annotation of a GenBank genome assembly.
AAGGUCCUAAGAAUACUCUGUAUACAGUGUUUGACGAACAACGGUCUCAAACCAAAAGUAUUAGAGUACUAUAUGAGAGAAAUUGUACAGGUGAACUUACUUUUUUUUCACUUGAUAGCUCUAUCAGUUCUAAACUGUUCUUUCUAGGGGUCCAGCGAGGAUUAUCACUUAUUGAUGCGGUGUUAUUACAGGAGGAAACCUAAACUUAACUGAUUUUAUUUAUACUGGACAGCUUUGUCAGUUCUAAACUGUUCUUCCUAUAUGUCCAAUAAGAGUCAUCACUUAUUGAUCCAGUGACACGUGAUGACACACUAAAUGACACGUGAUGACAUGUUUCUAGACAUACGGUGCAGAUGUGUUUUAUCGAGCCAUGACACCGCUGGAUACUACAGGAUUUCUAAGGACACCAACAGCUCGACAUUUUCCUACGCUUAGAAAAUCAUUUCAUCUUGAUGUUCACGAUGUACAAGAACAGGUGAUGUUUGUUUUUGUUCUGUUCUGUUCUGUUCUGUUUUGUUCUGUUCUGUGUUCUGUUCUGUUCUGUUCUGUUCUGUUCUGUUUGUUUGUUUGUUUGUUUGUUUGUUUGUUUGUUUGUUUGUUUGUUUGUUUGUUUGUUUGUUUGUUUGUUUGUUUGUUUGUUUGUUUGUUUGUUUGUUUGUUUGUUUGUUUGUUUGUUUGUUUGUAGUGAGGAUGGUGGUGAUUAUGAUGGUGAUGGUGGUGAUGACAGUGGUGAUGAUGGUGAUGACAGGUCCCUCAUGAAUACCAGCUUCUCAGCUGAAGAGGCUAGCCUGUUCAAAUAAGGUUUUCCAAUCCAAUCCAUGAUAAUGGUGAUGAUAAUAAUAAUAAUAAUAACAGUCUUUAUUCAUACUCAAGAACACCCGUCUGUGAGUUUACAUUAUAAAAAUAUAUAAGAUAAAAUUAUUGAUAUCUAUAAGGUAAUAACUAGAUAUAUACAGUUAUGGAUAAAAAUAUUAAUAAUGUUAAAAAGGUAAAGGUUAAAAUUGGUUAAACAAAGUUAAACAAACAUCGAUUUACAAAAGAACUUUUAAAACGCUCUGUUCUCACUAAUGGAAGUUCAAACUCGUGUCCCCUUGGCCUAAGGUGUCUAUUUAAUUUAUCUGGUAAAAGCUCCUGUAGUGCAUUAUCUUUAUUAUGUAUUACUUUAUCCCAAAGUUUCUUGUCCCUUUUGAUGCUUAUCUCCUUAAUAUUCAAUUUUUCCGAUAUGUAACCACUUCUGUGAGCGCGAUUGAUGAAUUUGUCUAUUUGACUAAUGUAUUUAUUGAAGUAUGCGCCUCCCCAAAGUUCUAUGCCGUAAGUGAUUAUAGGCAUAAUUAAAGUGUUAAACAGCAUGUCCAGUUGUUUGAUUGGGAAGCCAUAGAACUUACAGACACGCAUUAUGUACAUUCUUGCACUGGCUUUUUUCAACAUUUCAUCAAAAUGCAAAUCCCACUUGGAAGGGAGAUCCUGUAAUGUAAUUCCUAAAAUCUUUAACCACGUCCUUCGUUUAAUAAAUGGAAAAGGAUCAGGCAACAACGUAGGGAUAUUUCUCCUAACAAUCAUUUCAUACGUCUUUUCCAUAUUUAAGGACAUUCGAUUAUUUUCAGACCAUGUUUGUAUACUGUCCACUUCGGCUUGGGAUGUAUCUCCGUUUUCAUUCCCUGGUACUUCUAAUGUCAUGUCAUCCGCGAACUUAACUAACUGGUUUAUGGGGUUACCGGGUUAACUGUUUUGAUGUCAUUCACCAUGAUCGAAAAGAGGACAGGACCCAGAACUGUCCCUUGGGGAACACCUCGAUUAAUGUUCAAGUAUUCAGUUUCUAUUCCAUCAACCACUACCCUCUGUUUCCUAUCCUCCAAAAAACUAAUCAGCCAAUUAGUAACAUAACGAUGACGAUGUUGUUGGUUCGUGUUUGCAGCUUUUCAUACUUCCACACUGAUGGUUAAAAAUGUUCGUAUUUCAGAACCCACGUGAUAUUUCCUACACAUACUCGGGUUAUGCUCCACUCAGCGUACGCUUGGCGCAACAUGCAGCCAGGCCUUCUGGUUGGAGGGGAGUUGAAGAGGUAUGGCACUACUAUAUUCUAUAUUGCGAGCAGCCUGCGAAGAGACAGGACACUACAUAGCAUUCAAAUACAGGAGCACGUUACACUUUGUUUAUAACUGGACUGUUAUCGUCCGCAAACUUCAGUACUUCUGAAUGUGACAAACAUCAUUUUCCCUACAGGUGCUAAAAUUACUACCAGGUCCUACGAUAGAUGAAAUUCAACAUUUGCCACAAGGUUUACUCAAACGUAAGUUAGUUCCAACCAAACCUGUUUGGAAUAGAACCUGA